Messenger RNA from Dryobates pubescens (Downy woodpecker), 4703 nucleotides. RefSeq names its product myelin transcription factor 1 like (gene MYT1L). Gene Ontology annotation, molecular function: RNA polymerase II cis-regulatory region sequence-specific DNA binding; DNA-binding transcription factor activity, RNA polymerase II-specific; zinc ion binding. Gene Ontology annotation, cellular component: nucleus. Gene Ontology annotation, biological process: regulation of transcription by RNA polymerase II. The coding region runs from base 640 to 4278 and encodes 1212 amino acids. Lineage: Eukaryota; Metazoa; Chordata; Aves; Piciformes; Picidae. The transcript is spliced from 23 exons. The record is from RefSeq and is a predicted model, not a curated record.
GGUGCUGAGGGGAUUGGGGCUUGCUGCCUGCUAUGCUGCCUCCUUAAAUGGAGUUUACAGCUGAUCCAGCAGAGCUGCACGCAUGCCCGUCUCCUCUGCCUUCAGUGGGGGCAACUGAUUAAUUUCUGCCUCCCAUUUUCAGGCCCGUCAGUUUGCCUGUCUGAAAGCAUUUUUACGACUUUUUGUCCAUGUGGCAAAAUAAUUAGCAUACAGAUGAGAAGGGAUCCUGCCUCUUGAGCCUCCGUUGCAGGAGAAGAUGUGCAGUGCAAAGUUGAUUGGAUGAAUGGAGAACAAAUGGUGGGCGUUCAAAAGCAUUAGGAGAGUUUUGUUGUUGUGGAACGGGUCUGUCGGUUUUUUGGGGUGAAUAUCAUAAGAUGGAAGGCAGGGUGGCUGGUACUGAGACGACGGCUUGACAGACUGUGGCCUACUUGAAGGUGCCGUGUUUGGACUGCAUGCAUAGAUCAUUCCUUUGGACUACUUUGGGUUUGCAGUUCGACAGCUUUCCCUUUGGUGUUCCCUUCAAGAAAAUGAAUCUGGAAGAAAAUUGGUGAAUCCAAUCCAGUGGACCUACAAGCACUCUGACAGGCUCAGAGAGCAGAGUCUGGACCAAAGAGCAAUUACCCCACCAAACGAUUUCAGAUGGAGGUGGAUGCAGACGAGAAGCGCCAUCGCACACGCUCCAAAGGUGUUCGAGUUCCCGUGGAACCAGCCAUACAAGAGCUGUUCAGCUGUCCCACUCCUGGUUGCGAUGGCAGUGGUCAUGUUAGUGGCAAAUAUGCAAGGCACAGAAGUGUUUAUGGAUGUCCUUUGGCGAAAAAAAGAAAAACACAAGAUAAGCAACCCCAAGAACCAGCUCCCAAAAGAAAACCCUUUGUGGUUAAAGCAGACAACUCUUCAGUAGAUGAGUGCUAUGAAACUGAUGGAACAGAGGAGAUGGAUGAAAAGGAAGAGGAAGAAGAGGAAGAGGAUGAAGAAGAGGAGGAAUAUUCUGAUGAUAAUGAGGAGCAAGGUGAUGAGGAGGAGGAUGAUGAAGAGGUAGAUAGAGAAGAAGAAGAGGAAAUUGAAGAAGAGGAGGAGGAGGAUGAAGAGGAAGGUGAAGAUGUAGAGGAUGAAGAGGAGGAAGAAGAGGAGGAGGAGGAAGAAGAGGAGGAGGAGGAAGAACGUGAAGACCAUCAAAUGAAUUGUCACAAUACUCGAAUAAUGCAAGACACAGAAAAAGACGAUAACAAUAAUGAUGAGUAUGAUAAUUACGAUGAACUGGUGGCCAAGUCAUUGUUAAAUCUUGGCAAAAUUGCAGAGGAUGCAGCAUACAGAGCCAGGACAGAAUCAGAAAUGAACAGCAAUACAUCUAAUAGUCUGGAAGAUGAUAGUGACAAAAAUGAAAAUAUUGGUCGGAAAAGUGAGCUGAGUUUAGAUUUAGACAGUGAUGUUGUUAGGGAAACAGUGGACUCCCUUAAAUUGUUAGCACAAGGACAUGGUGUAGUGCUUUCAGAAAACAUUAAUGACAGAAGUUAUGCAGACAAUACUUCACAGCAAGAUAAUAGGAACAUGAACUUUGUAAUGUUAGGGAAGCCAGUGAACAAUGGACUUGCAGAAAAAAUGGUGGAGGAGAGUGAUGAAGAGGUGUGUCUCAGCAGUUUGGAGUGCUUAAGGAACCAAUGUUUUGAUCUGGCUAGGAAACUCAGUGAGACAAACCCACAGGAAAGAAAUCAACAGCAAAACAUGAACACUCGUCAGCAUGUCAGGCAAGAAGAUGACUUCCAAGGAAGAACACCAGACCGGAAUUACUCUGAUAUGAUGAACUUAAUGAGACUUGAAGAACAGUUGAGCCCCAGAUCUAGGACUUUUUCUAGCUGUGCAAAGGAGGAUGGUUGUCAUGAAAGAGACGAUGAUACCACCUCAAUUACUUCAGAUAGGUCUGAAGAAGUGUUUGAUAUGACAAAAGGUAACUUAACCCUGCUUGAGAAAGCAAUUGCUUUGGAAACUGAGAGAGCAAAAGCCAUGAGAGAAAAAAUGGCAGUGGAAGCUGGAAGGAGGGAUAAUAUGAGAUCAUUUGAGGAACAGUCUCCAAGACACCUUUCUGGAGAUGACAGGAAGCCUAAACCCAGUGACGGCCAUGUCAAAAAGCCAUAUUAUGGUAAAGAUCCCUCAAGAACAGAAAAGAAAGAAAGCAAAUGUCCUACCCCUGGGUGUGAUGGAACUGGCCAUGUAACGGGGCUUUACCCCCAUCACCGCAGUUUGUCAGGAUGCCCACACAAAGAUAGGGUCCCUCCAGAAAUUCUUGCCAUGCAUGAAAAUGUUCUUAAGUGUCCUACACCAGGCUGCACAGGCCGGGGCCACGUAAAUAGCAACAGGAAUUCCCACCGAAGCCUCUCUGGAUGUCCUAUUGCUGCAGCAGAGAAACUGGCUAAAGCUCAAGAGAAGCAUCAGAACUGUGAUGUGUCAAAAUCAAACCAGGCAUCAGAUCGGGUUUUAAGGCCCAUGUGCUUUGUUAAGCAAUUGGAGAUCCCUCAGUAUGGCUACAGAAACAAUGUCCCCACCACCACACCCCGCUCCAACUUGGCCAAGGAACUAGAGAAAUACUCUAAGACUACGUUUGAAUAUAACAGUUAUGACAACCAUGCCUAUGGCAAGAGAGCCAUAGCUCCCAAGGUGCAAUCCAGGGAUAUAUCCCCCAAAGGAUAUGAUGCUAAACGCUACUGUAAGAAUUCCAGUCCAACCAGCAGCACAACAAGCAGUUAUGCCCCUAGCAGCAGCAGCAAUAUGAGUUGUGGUGGAGGCAGCAGUGCCAGCAGUACCUGCAGCAAGAGCAGCUUUGACUAUACUCAUGACAUGGAGGCAGCGCACAUGGCUGCUACUGCUAUUCUGAAUCUCUCCACUCGCUGCAGGGAGAUGCCUCAGAACCUCUCCACUAAGCCUCAGGAUCUCUGUGCGAGGAAUCCUGAUAUGGAAGUCGAUGAAAAUGGGACGUUGGAUCUAAGCAUGAACAAGCAGAGGCAGCGAGAUGGUUGCUGUACCAUUUUGACACCACUGGAGCCAAUGUCCCCGCAGCGGCAAGCUGUGAUGAAUAACCGGUGUUACCAGCUGAAUGAGGGGGACUGCUGGGACUUGCCAGUGGACUACACAAAAAUGAAGCCCAGCAGGAUAGAUGAAGAUGAUUCCAAAGAGAUUAAUCCAGAAGAUUUGGAUCCUUUCCAAGAGGCACUUGAAGAAAGACGGUAUCCUGGUGAAGUUACAAUCCCAAGUCCCAAACCCAAAUACCCUCAAUGCAAAGAGAGCAAAAAGGAUUUAAUAACAUGUCCAACACCAGGGUGUGAUGGGAGUGGUCAUGUGACUGGUAAUUACGCCUCACAUAGAAGUUUAUCUGGCUGUCCCUUGGCUGACAAAAGCAUUCGAAGUAUGCUGGCCACAAGCUCACAAGAACUCAAGUGUCCCACUCCUGGAUGUGAUGGCUCUGGGCAUAUUACUGGAAAUUAUGCUUCUCAUCGAAGUCUUUCAGGCUGCCCACGAGCAAAGAAAAGUGGAAUCAGGAUAGCACAAAGCAAGGAAGACAAAGAAGACCAAGAGCCAAUUAGAUGUCCAGUUCCUGGUUGUGAUGGUCAGGGUCAUAUAACUGGAAAAUAUGCAUCCCAUCGCAGUGCGUCAGGGUGUCCUCUAGCUGCCAAAAGGCAAAAGGAUGGGUACCUAAAUGGCUCACAGUUCUCUUGGAAAUCUGUGAAGACGGAAGGAAUGUCAUGUCCAACCCCAGGAUGUGAUGGCUCAGGACAUGUCAGUGGUAGUUUUCUUACUCAUCGUAGUUUAUCAGGAUGCCCCAGAGCUACUUCAGCAAUGAAGAAAGCAAAGCUGUCUGGAGAACAAAUGCUAACAAUAAAGCAGCGGGCUAGUAAUGGCAUAGAAAAUGAUGAAGAAAUUAAACAGUUAGAUGAAGAAAUCAAAGAACUAAAUGAAUCCAACUCCCAGAUGGAAGCUGAUAUGAUUAAACUGAGAACUCAGAUUACCACAAUGGAGAGCAACCUGAAGACGAUAGAAGAGGAGAACAAAGUAAUUGAACAGCAAAAUGAGUCUCUUCUUCAUGAAUUGGCCAAUUUAAGCCAGUCUUUAAUUCAUAGUCUAGCUAAUAUCCAGCUGCCACAUAUGGAACCAAUCAAUGAACAAAAUUUUGAUGCUUACGUGACCACUUUGACGGACAUGUAUACAAAUCAAGAUCGUUAUCAGAGUCCAGAAAAUAAAGCCCUACUGGAAAAUAUAAAGCAGGCUGUGAGAGGAAUUCAGGUCUGAACAGCUGCUAUAGUGGUGAAAGUCUUGCUUAAAAAAAAAAAAAGGAUGCCUCUUGUUUUUUGCUGCUGUAAUUUACCAGAAAGUGUUAUAUAUUUAUUUCUGUUUGAAACAGUGUUAUGCUUACAAGACUUCAUAAUGAUUUUCUGUCUUGCUUUAAAGAUAGUAACUGCAGAAUAGUUUUUUGAAUACAUUCACAUUUUGUACGUUUUCAUAUAAGCUGACAUAGUGUGAUAUGCCAUGUAAUGUUUAUAGCUGCUAAUGUAUGCACAUUUUUGGGGUAUAUAUAUUUCUGAAGAGGUAAGCUGAUCAAAAUAAAUAGAGUGUAAAUUCUUUUUAAUGCUUUAGUGAUUAAAUGUUUUAGUAUUUUGAACUGAAAUGGACAAAAAAAAAUUUAAAAAAAAAAGGAAAAAAAAAAAAACCAAACA